AUGGAUCUUGUUAGUAAACCCAGAAGCAAGUCCGUCGUGUGGAUGUAUUUCGGCUUAAAGGCGGACGAAAAGGGACGACCUUUGAACUCCGGCGAGGCGGUUUGUCGCCUGUGCCGAAAAAUAGUGCUGGCAAAAGGUGGAAACACCACAAAUUUAAGAAGCCACCUGAGACGGCGACACCGAGCUGAUUUCUUUGAGACCACUUCUUCCACGACCUCCGGAUCUUUGUUUGACGCCCAAGGUUUGGAUCUCAACCAUGAAGAAUUUUUUGAGGACGUUCCCUUCCUCCAGCCUCCUUCCAACCAGAACUAUGUCCCGGAUGCGGUGCUGCCACCCGGAGAGCCGUGGCUCCACGGCGGCCCCUCCCGGGCGGUGCUCUCUCUGCCUUCCUGCCUGUGUCUGUGUGGGGACCUCGGGUCGGGUCUACCUGCUCCCGGAUCUUCAGGCGAGGAGCAGAUGGGGGAGAUGAAGGUGUACGCCAAGUGCCACCUUCAGCAGGGUGUCAUGUUUGGACCCUUUGUCGGAGAAGUGUGCAAGGGCCAGAUGCCAGCCAACCUCAAAUAUGCCUGGGCUAUCAGAGACGAUGCUGCGUUCAUCUACGUGGACUCUUCUGAUGAAAACCGAUCUAACUGGAUGAGGUAUGUCAGAUACACCAGCAGUGAAGACGAGCACAACCUGGACGUUUUCCAGUUUUACCGCCGUAUCUACUACAGGGUUUCCCAGCCCAUCUCUGAGGGAGCAGAGCUCAGGGUGUGGAUCGGCAAGGAUUAUGCCACCCUUCUGGGUCUGGGGAUGGGUGACAACGUGAAAUGUGAAGUUGGAGACAAGGAGACAGCUCUGCGCCUGCUACAGGAUAUUCAGUUGGUCACCCUUCCAGAGCCAAGCAGCACUUCCUUUUGGUCAGACCACAGCCAAUCACAGAGCCCCAUGCCUGUCAUCAGCGACGUGACGACAGUGUCGAACCCGGAUACUGUCAGCGACCCAGCCAGCUUGAUCACCGGCUCUGCCUUCGUCUCCACCUCUGUCAUCUCCUUCCCGUCUCCUCAUCCAGUGGAAAAGUACGAUUUCCUGCCUGGAACUGAGAAGCUGCUGAGCAACCCCAACGCCACGCAGAACAGCCCGUGGUACUUCUUCGGGCUCGAGCCGGACCCGACCGGUCGGCCUCUGGACCGAAGCGCCGCUGUGUGCAAGCUGUGCAUGGAGCAUGUGAGCUGCGCCGGAGGAGCGACGGAUCUCCAAAACCACCUGACCAGCAAACACCACAUCAGGCCGAGAGACGGGAACAAGGACCGGAGCCUCACAAUAGGUCAACAACGCUCUCAGCCACUCACAGUUUCCAGCGGUCUCGUCAGCACUCUCCCCUUGGUGCUGUCCACUCAAGUGACCGACGCGAUCGCCAACUUUCUCAUCGUGGACCUCCAGCCGCCAUCUCUCGUGGAAGGCGAAGGCUUCAGGAAGCUGAUUCACGCGCUCCUGCCCACCUACAAGAUGCUGCCGUUGUCUUGUGAGCUGGAGAGCCUCCUGAGAGAGCACCACGCCCGAGGCAAAGCGAGCCUGGCUCAGCUGCUCAGGAGGAACACUGAGAGCGGAGAGAGCGAGGAGGUUGUUGACUACACUGCUCCCAUUGAGUUUGAGCACAGGAGACGUGGGCGAGCUUCCGGCAGUCAGAAGGAAGUUCCUCACUUUGUGACGUUAAGCGUAGAGGUUUGGCUCCACGGCUGGCAGGGAAACGCCGAGCGGUACCUCACGCUCUGGGCGCACUACAUAGACAGUAGCUUCAGUUUUCAGAACGUGGCCCUGGCUACCCAGCGGAUGACGGAGAGUACGUUUGACGAGCACAGCCUUCGAGCGGUGGAGGCCCAGGUGAAGGUGAUGGCGCACGAGUGGGGAAUCUCCCAGCCUUAUCUAGUCUUGGUGGGAGGAGAGGCGAGGAACAAGACUAUAAUGCGACCAAUAAAGAGCAAGAAGGGGGUGGAGGCUGCGGGAGGCGCCCCCCACCCUAACUCGACGACAUUUCUAGAGAGGGACGACUCGGUGUCGCCCGAGGAGCCGGAGCAUGCUCACGCUAAUGAAGGACUCCCAUCUGUCCCGUGUUUCUUCAGCGCUGUGCAGGAAUGUGUGGAGGAAGUGAUGUCAUACUCCAUCAUCUCCAAAACUCUCAACCACUUCCAGAGUUUCCUCUCCACCCUGUUCCUGCCACCUGCUCAGAAUAAAGGCUCAUACCAGCAUCAUGCCCAGGCCCUCCUGAAGGGUCUUUCAAAGCAGGAGCAGGCCAGACUUUUCUCGUGGGCGCACAGCCAGCCGACCUGGAAUAACCUUUACCCUUUACUGAGCAUGCUCAUCAAACAUAAAAGCGUUCUUUGCGUUAUGAUUAAAGAAAUUAAAGGUGAGGGCUCGUCCAGAGAAGAUAUUGCUUCAGAGUCCAGUUCAAGCAGCAGCGGCCACGCCAACUCCACCUCCAGCACAUCCUCCACAGGUGUAGCAUCUUGGCGUUCUGAAUGGAAGGUUCUGGAGGAGCUCUGUUCAGUCCUCAAACCUCUGGAUGUGGCGUGCCGGACUCUCGCCAAGGAGGCGUUCCCCCGCCUGUCUCUCGUCAAACCCAUCCUCACCGGCUUGCUCUCACGCCACCUCGUGUCCCGGCCGUGCGAUUCGUCGUCCAUCUUGAAGGAGGUAAAGAGGAUGAUGAGGCGGAACCUGGCGCGCUGUUAUGACAGCCCUGCUGUGAACAGGGUCCUGAGUGUGGCGUGCUCCCUCGACCCUCAGUUCCACGGGCUGGGCUUCAUGGAGGAGAAGGAGCAGAUGGACACUUUUGAUUGGCUGAAGAAAGAGGCUGUGAGGAUUGUGAAGGAGGACACGAGGAGGAGUCAAGGUAAGAAGCAAGGCGAGAGGAAAAGAAGCUCCUCCCCCGGCUCGUCAGAGUCAGAGACUGACUUCCUGCGGAGGAGCAAACGCCUCAAAGAGUCCCGCCCCAUCAACUUCAGAGAGAUUGAUGAUGAAGACGAAGAGAGCGACGCAGAGGAGACCGAAGACAGCGAGCCGGCAGACCCGGGCUCUCAGGGCGGGCUUUCGGGAAUGGAGUUCCUGCUGGGAGACCUGUUCUGCUCCGCCCCCAGGAGCAGACAGAGCUCUGUGGAGGAGUCCGUUGAUAUGGAGAUGUCCGUCUUCAGGGCCGACAAGGGUGCCUCGCUGGGCGUGGAGCCCCUGCAGUGGUGGAGGACGAAGGCGGUGCAGUUUCCUCUGCUGGCCACAGUGGCACGGGCAUACCUGGCUGCCCCCGCAGUCGUGGGAAACGCUGCACAGGAUUUCCUGGAGGACGGAGCAGGAGCCACCUACACAAAGAGAUCCAGUAUUUCUCCAGAAAGUUUGGAUGCGAUCCUGUUUCUGCAUCACAACCACAUGCUCAGUGCCCAGAACGGGCCAACAGCAGCUCGGAGUGACGACAAGAUCCAAUAACCAUGGGAACAUCGCAGGCUUUACAUUCCCAGCUGCACGCAUACAAACUUCACUGAGAAACAGAAACCAAAGCACUAACACAGCAUUUUAAAAACACAGGAUCAGCAGUUUGGAUGCAGCGCACACACAAAGGUGUGCACAUUACAAAGAGUUUUUAUUUUCCAGCGUGUGCGGCUGAAACAUCCGUCUACCAUCAGACCUUUCCCGGACUGGAAGCUUCACACAUCUCUGUCCAAGCAGCAGAUUGAAGGCGGCUCCCGUUAGCCUCAUUUACAGGCUCAUCAUUUUAUUUUGUGAGUCUGCUUAAGCAGGUUUACAUGCUUUAAUGUUCCCGGCGCAUCAUUUGGCUGCAGUGAUGUUUUACAGCACCGUAUUUCACUGAAGGCCACAAAAAGGAGAUCAUCUCGACCCCCUUCUGUCACAAAUAUGAUCAUCCUGCUAAAAUUAAAAUACAACAGGCCCCCAUUCAUUCUAAACUCUUUCAGCCGAGUGCAUCAAAGAGCUUUUUGAAUAUUUUACAUGGACAUGUAAAACUAGUACGAUGGAACGUGUUUGCACUGUUUUCCUCCUGAUUUAAACUCUGUGGUGUCUGUAAAGCAGCUUGUAGCAGCCGGUGCCUUACCUCAUUCAGUGCUGACAGUAGAUUAAGAGCAUAUUAACCCUCAUUGUUUACAAAUAAAAACAUAUAUAUUACCAUUUGAGCGGUUCAUAUAUUACUGUCAUUGUGAGUCGUAUA
Archocentrus centrarchus (flier cichlid) is the source of this 4189-nucleotide messenger RNA. RefSeq lists its product as uncharacterized. Bases 1 to 3453 code for a protein of 1150 amino acids. The transcript has 7 exons. Gene Ontology annotation, molecular function: DNA binding; protein dimerization activity. Gene Ontology annotation, biological process: regulation of transcription by RNA polymerase II. The record is from RefSeq and is a predicted model, not a curated record. NCBI's taxonomy places the organism in Eukaryota, Metazoa, Chordata, Actinopteri, Cichliformes, Cichlidae. Gene Ontology annotation, cellular component: nucleus.